This is a messenger RNA of Rosa rugosa (rugosa rose), 5415 nucleotides long. RefSeq lists its product as uncharacterized. Gene Ontology annotation, cellular component: nucleolus. Bases 75 to 1988 code for a protein of 637 amino acids. Lineage: Eukaryota; Viridiplantae; Streptophyta; Magnoliopsida; Rosales; Rosaceae. The record is from RefSeq and is a predicted model, not a curated record. Gene Ontology annotation, biological process: ribosome biogenesis. The transcript has 22 exons.
CUAAAACCCUAAACCCUUUUUUCAAAACCUCCAAACAAAAACCCACAGUAACUCUUGAGCUCAAGUAUCCAACCAUGGCCGAUUCUGGAGCUAACCCUAAACAGAGACAACCCAAGAAGAACAAGAAGAAGAGAAAGCAGAGCGGACCCCAAGAAUCUGAAAGGCCACCCAAGACUAACCGCACCAAUUCAUCAGAGAACGAGAAUGAACCACAAGACCAAAACUUUGAAGUUGGAAAAGCUGAAAAACCCAAUCAAGGUGGUCCAUGGAGGAACCUGGAGUUGAUUCUGUCAAUCCAGAACAGAGAGCUUGAUCUUCAGAAGAUUGUUGUUGGCGGCUUAUUAGAUUAUCAGAAUGCUUCAUACUCAACUUAUUAUUAUGAGCUCUUCAGAUUGUUUGUGUCCUGUCGGAAGGCCUUAAGAUGUAUAAUUACUGCUUGUGAGGAGACAGUAGCCAGUCGAACCUCAGACACUGUACUCUUUGAGGAUUUAUUUCCAGUUUCAUGGCUUUACAAGUCAGUGCAUAUGGUUGCUGGGCUUCAAGAAUCAUUCUCAAAAGAUAUUUAUCAUCAAGUUCAUGAUAUGAUCUUGGCGUUAAUGGAUCACACAUUUUAUGUGUUUCUGACAUUAAAUAAAUAUCAAUCCAAUCAUGCUGUUCGUUUCCUUGAGGUUGCUGAGCUGAAGUUUGGAUGUGCCCAAGAACAGAGAAGUUUAUUUAAUUCGUCCAAUUAUAUUGAAGCCUGGAAAAGUGUAAACAUUGUUGCUAAGAUUUUGAAGGAACAGAUGCAGAUCUUACUUGUAAAUGUGAAGAAUGGCAUUUGUAAUGGAAAAGAGGAAGUUUCUGUUGAUGCUUUAAAUUUGAAUAGGUUUUCUUCCAUAAUUACGUGUUUUAGUGGGUUUUUGUGGGGCCUAGCAUGCGUUGUGAUCGACACAGAUGGGAGAAAUAGUGAUGAGAAAGCUAAGUUGUCAAGGUGGAAACUUGAACCAAUCUCCGAACUCAACCUCUGUAUAAAGGUUUUUGAAGAAAUUUCUAGUCUUCUACUACAGAUGUUUUUUCUUGACGAUAAUCAGCAGUCCACAACUAUAUGUCGUGCCUAUAAUCUUCAGAAGUCAGGCUACAAUUUAGAUUUGUUGGGUGCAGAGAGGAUUUUGCCGGAAGGCAAUGAUGCUGACACUGAUAUGGCAUGUGGUGGACUGCAGGAUGAAUCUGCAGUUGCAGUGACGUGCUCAGCAUCAUCUGACAUCUGUGAUGACUCUGUAAUUGGUAGUGUUCAUAGAAGAAGACCGCGCUUGAAAGAUGCAAAUAGUGUUGUUAGUGUUCUCACUGCUGUUGAUUCAUUUGAACUGCAAUCUUUAAAUAAGCCUUUGUUGAGAAGCAUGCUAAAAGGUGAUUUCCCCAACGCAGCAUUUUUACUCAGGCAGUUGUUAAUCGCCUCUUCUGCUAUUUUGAGGCUAAAUUUGCAUAUUAAGAGCGCUCCCAUGUUGUCAAGCUUAGUGCAUAAGUUUGCUGGCAUUAUGCAAGUCUUGUUAUUGGAAUCAGCGGACGCAAGUCAGGUGCCACACUUCUAUUAUUUUGUGUGUUUAGAUGGUGUUCUGAAGUAUCUGGAAGAAUUAGGGAAUCAUUUUCCUUUGACUAAUCCUACCUUAUCCAGAGAUUUGUUUGACAAGAUGGUUCAGCUACAGUUACGGGCUCUAGGGAAAUGCAUAACUUUACAAGGGAAAAGCGCAACUCUUGUAUCUCAUGAAACAAGCACCAACACACCUAUAGGAGAAAGGAGAUUUUCUGAAGCAUCAUCUUUUUCAGGCUGGGAAUAUUUAUUGGAUAAAUUCAAAGCUAGGUUGAGGUCAUCAUUCGCAGUGUUCAUAAAGAAAUCAACAGAGUUGCAUCUCCAAUCUGCAGUUCAAGCUAUCGAAAGGUUUCUUCAGUUGUUGCAUCUGGCAUUGAUUGCUUGGACUUGGUUCUGGAAUUUGUUUCAGGACGCAAUUUGAUUGUGGUUAAAAAAUACAUUCAGAGGUUAAUUGCCCGCAUGUUCAAUGUUAUUCUGCAUCUGCAGAGUCCACUAAUCUUCUAUGAGAGAUUCACUCAGAGUAAAGAUGAUAGUGAUCCAGAUCCAGGAACAGUCAUUCUUAUGUGUGUUGACGUACUGGCAAGAAUUUCUGGCAAGCAUGCAAUAUACAAAAUGGAUCUCUGGCAUGUAGCACACUCGUUACGUAUACCUUCAGCACUUUUUCAAGAUUUCCAUCUGUUAAAACAUUCUAAACGUCCUGUUCCAAAUGAUUCUUCAACAAGUCCAAAUAACCAACCAUCCGACCCAGUAGCAAGUUGAAUGCGAGGUGUAUGUUGCUCUACUUCAAGCUUCUGUUCGUGUUCUUCUUUAUUGCUUGGAGACAUUGGAUGCUGUUGUGGUAGCCAGGGAAGGCUUCUUUUCAUGGGAAGUAGAAGGAGUCAAAUGUGCAUGUUCUCAGAAGGAUUUAUGAAGAGCUAAGACAUCAAAAAGAGGUCUUUGGUCCACACUGUUACCACUUUUUAGCUUAUUACAUACGGGUUUAUUCAGGAUAUGGCCCCCGCAAAACAGGCAUCAAAAGGGAAAUAGAUGAAGCUCUAAGACCAGGUGUAUAUGCGCUGAUAGAUGUUUGCUCACCUGAUGAUCUUCAACGUCUUCAUACCUCAUUUGGAGAGGGUCCUUGCAGAAACACUUUGUCAACCUUGAAGCACGAUUACGAACUCAAUUUCCAGUACCAGGGAAAAGUCUAAGCGAAGCUUAUUUCUGUGAAGAAAAAAAGAAGAAGAACAAGAACAAGAAGAGGAAGAAGAAAAGGAAGAAGAAGAGGGAAGUCGAAUAAAUUGAUCAUCCCAGGGAUUUCCAUAAGCAUAUCAAAAGAGGCAGCUAAUACAGUUUGAGAAGAAUCUUAGAACUUAGCAAAGAGCACAUCAGUUGAUAGCAGCAAAGUUUGGACGAGAACAUUGCAAUUUUUUUGUGCCGCAGCAUCGCGCGGCUGGGUUUUCUAGUUACCUAGCUAUAUACUAAUGAUGGUUACUGUUCCUAAGGCACUGUUCAUAAGCAUAUGAACAGUGACGGCUCCAGCCGAGCCGGUCAUGGAUGAAAAGUCUCUGUUACCCGACACCUGUCUACCGUCCCAAAACUCCCGCGUCUUUCUUCUUGACACCUGGUCUGCUGCUCAGUCCUAUCAUGUCUUCGCUACUUCACUGCACAGAGAGGUGGAGAAAGAGAGAGAAAUAGCGAAGAAGGUGGUACUGUUUGUUGGCAUCUAUGAUUCGGAUUCGAUCUUCCCUGUGUAAAUCUGGAAGUCUCUAUCUACACGGAGAGAGGCGUCUAUCUACAGUAAUAUUUGCUGAGCCAGAUUAUCGGGUUUACUGAUCGAUCAAAGCUGGAUAGAGUUUGGGUUCUUCUUGAUUCAUCGAACAGAAAGCGGACUGUUCAGCGAAAGAGCCUGGUUUCAAUCCCAGUGGCUGCUCUUGACCUUGAUAAUGAAGAAACUACAAAAGAAGAGAGUGAGAAAGAGAAGUUAGAGCCUGAAAUUGUUGUUGUGAAUGAAGAAAAGAAAACAUGAGAAGAUGAGAAGAAGGGUGAGAGGUCUGGUGCUUCGUGCUCAAGCUUGAAUUUUCCUUGCAUGGAUAAGCUCAGGAAUGAGCUUUCGCUUUCUUGAGAGUACUUUCCAAAGAGGCCUUGGCAAAGAAACAAUCCACCAAAACUAGAGAGGCCGUUGAAUUAUUGUCAACAGGAAAGAGCUAUAUUGGUGCAGCUAAUGAAAGACUAGACAAUGUGUUCGGCAAUCUCACCAAUCAGCGAGGAAUGGUUCUUCCUUUUGAACCGCUCUCAGCUACAUCUGAUAAAAUCAGAUAUGCUGUUGACAUGCCACAGUUCAGACCAUACGAUAGAGGUUCCAGGGACCAUAGUCCAGAUGAAGCAAAGGGAAAGCUUCAGGAGACAACUAUUCAUUUGAGGAUUGAAAAUCAGGGAGAUAAAAUGAACUGUGAAAAUGGCGCAACUGAAGGCACAUAUCUAGCAGAAAAGUUUUGUUAGAAGCUGACAUUUUUUCGUGCUGUCCGAGUCUUGGUCUCUCUGUAUCCAGCAUAUACCAAUUUCCUUUGAAGAAAAAGAAGAAAUACACAUUGCAGCCUGGUUUUGGUUUCAGUGGGGAUCCCAUCAUUACAACUCAUGCAAGCAAGUUAAUGCUGUUGAAAUCAACUUCACACCAUCUAGAAUAUUACAUACUAGCAAGAAGUUGCAGUUUGUCUCCUUCCUCAUCAAAAGUUAAGUUGAAGGCAUAUGCUGAUCGAGCUUCAUGAGGAAGGAGUCGUCGAACAGACAUGCCAUAAUUAAAAGCAACUUCUUCAAAUGCAAGGAAUGUUAUAAAAAAAAAGAUGAAGCAAUGAGAAGCAGUUCAAGCAACUAAUGUGAGGCUGUGGUGGAUUGGUAUAACGAACCUCGCCGGAGUUGGAGAUCGUGGAGAGAGAGAGAGAGAGAAGAAUCAAAUAUUAGGUUUUGCGCUGAAGGAAAGAAGAAGUGGAAAAGUUGAGGCAUCUGAUUAAUAAGGGGAAGAAGGUAGAUAAGAUAACUCGGAGAAAAGGAAGAGGGGGACGGGAAGCUGUCACGGUUUCGUUUUGAUUUUGCACAACAAUUGUUAUAGAGUCUCUAUUACUAUUGAAGAUGCCAAUGAUCAAGCCACAGUUAUAUUGAUGGGAAAGCAAGCGCAGAACAACUAUUCAGAAGCAGCUGUCAAGACUUGGUCAACAAAAGAUCAUAUCCAACAAGUGAACUCAUAGUCAAAGGUAUCUUCCCAGACGUACAACCCUUUGGACCGCCACUGCAAAAAGAGCCAACCACUGCAACACCAAACCAUAUCCUGUUUCCGAUAGAAAAAGAGCCAUUCAAACAAGCAGAAGAGAAUUAUAUAUUCACCUCUGAAUCGAACAAAAAAGCCAAGAGUGGCAGGCAAAGUAAACAUGGAACGGCAACAUCAUCAUUAGGAACUAAAGCACAGCCUCGCAAGCAGAAAAAUGACUAAACAUAAAUAACCAUGUUGUACAGCUAUAACUAGAACAACCAAUGCUUUGAACGGGCUCCAACAACAACUCCAGCAUUUUGCGUAACUUUUGCUAACCAACUCCAGCAUUUUGCGCAGCUGAAACUGAAGCAGUCAACUGGAGCAUUUUGUACAGCCACAACUGGAACCAUCACUUUUUUGAACAAACUCCAGCAGCAGCUUUUUCUAAGUUAACUUAUAAGUUAUAACUAAACUAGCUAGCUCUUUCAAUAUUCUGAAGCUGCUACUUUUACUAUGUUAAUAGCUACAACUAAAGCAACCCACUUUUUUGUACAGCUAGCAUUUAGGUAAAAUGUAUAAAGACUCUUUUACUAUUUCAAUAAUAUGUAAUAAUUUCCUCUUUGUA